AUGGCGCCUAUCGACAAGACGAAUUACGAUUACCUCGAUUGGCUAGAUGUCAUCCAGCCCAAAUUUGAACGAAGUUCUCCAGACGAGGUUGCGAAGGACCACAGUCCAAAGGUCGAGCCUAGGAACCUUUGUAAAGAUCUAGAAGACAACCAUGUCUACGAUCUUCCUCUACAUUUUAUUUUAGGGGAUGCUCCCGAUUUCGAGAAGAUAAACGUCACUCCUGCUGGUACCAUCGAGAAAAGAAGCACAUGGGAUAAAUCUCGGGCAAACGCAUGGCAACGAGCCAAAUCCUAUUUCGCUUCUUUUCAUCCUGGAACUAAGAUAACGAAGGCCGUUGGUAAGAACCCGGUCAUCAAGCCACGGCUCUUGUGGUGGGGUGGAAAGGAGGAAGUUGUCGAAGGGGAGAUGGCGGAAGAUGAUGAUCGUCCGCUACCUGUCCGAAUCAGGGACUCAGAGAAUGAGACGGAGUUUGCGAAUAUUGCUCUCCAUGACAUCCCGAUGGAAUCAGAAACAACAAAUCUUACACAUCCGGUUAAGUUCCUAAACGCCACAGACAAGGAAACCACUCAUAGCGCAAACUUCUCGGGCUUUCAUUUUCGGGAGGCUCAGGAUGUGGGUGGGCAAAUACCCGUUGGUGUCCCUAAUCAUGCGUUCUUGUUCAAGAAUACGGGUGUUGAUAGGUUUUUGGGGGGCGCUAUUUUGGGAACUUUCGUGUUCUUUGGUAUUAAGUUGGCUUGGGAGAGUUUGAGAGAGCCCCGGAAGAGAGUUUGA
Messenger RNA from Hymenoscyphus albidus, 771 nucleotides. The record is from the annotation of a GenBank genome assembly. NCBI's taxonomy places the organism in Eukaryota, Fungi, Ascomycota, Leotiomycetes, Helotiales, Helotiaceae.